ACCAGUGUAAACAGCGCCAGCGUCAGCGGAUCUGCUGUCAGAGUGUUUGUAACUGCGCGACUGUAAGCACACACAGACGCGAUGGCCGAGAGCGACUGGGACACGGUGACAGUGCUGAGGAAGAAGGGUCCGUCCGCCUCUCAGUCCAAAUCCAAACAGGCGAUCACUUCUGCUCAGAGGCGUGGAGAAGAAGUGGAGACCACCAAGAAAUGGGCAGCGGGGCAGAAUAAGCAGCACCUGGUGACCAAGAACACGGCCAAACUGGACCGUGAGACGGAGGAGCUCCACCAUCAGCGCGUGCCACUGGAAGUGGGCAAAGUCAUCCAGAAAGGCCGUCAAGACAAGGGUCUGACCCAGAAAGACCUGGCCACUAAAAUCAACGAGAAACCUCAGGUCAUCGCCGAAUAUGAAAGUGGGAAGGCGAUCCCAAAUAAUCAAGUCAUGGGCAAAAUUGAGAGAGCCAUUGGUUUGAAGCUCCGUGGGAAAGACAUAGGGGAGCCACUGGAGGCCAAAUCCAAGAAGAAAUGAAGACAAAGCCUCGAAAUCAGCCCGGACGUCCCGUCCUCCUAACCUGGGCUGAUGGCACUGGAGUCUCAGUGUCGAGCUGCAUCAACAAUGACGAUGUUCACAAACCCAAAGUGCUGUGAUACAGUUUGGCAGUUCCUUGCUUUGGCAUGAAGUCUUUCUCUUGUAGAGAUUAAAUUUUCAAUCUGUUUUAUUUGCAGUGAUUUACAAUGAUUUAAAAGCAUGUUUUGCUCAAUUGUGGCCUUGCCAUGCAUCUGACAUCUUUAUGUCCUACAGAUUCAUUUUUUGAAAAAGGCUUGAAUAAAGUUUUUCUUUUGGUGA
Labeo rohita (rohu) is the source of this 846-nucleotide messenger RNA. Its product is annotated as endothelial differentiation-related factor 1 homolog. Gene Ontology annotation, cellular component: nucleus. Bases 82 to 528 code for a protein of 148 amino acids. The record is from RefSeq and is a predicted model, not a curated record. The transcript has 5 exons. NCBI's taxonomy places the organism in Eukaryota, Metazoa, Chordata, Actinopteri, Cypriniformes, Cyprinidae. Gene Ontology annotation, molecular function: DNA binding.